AUGGGAAGACGAGGCCACAGGCGGUCUGCAUCACAAGAUGAGGACAAUGUGGGCUGUGUGUGGGGCCUCAUGCGCAUGCUUUACUUCCGUCGAGAUCCCAAACUCUUGCUGGAUGCAAAGCAAUUGAGUGGGAGCCAUACGUUCCGGGAGGUCAGUGAGAGGGGGCAUUCAGCAAAGUGGCCAAAGGAUUUUGACGAGAUAGAAGAUGGUAACAUAGAAGAAUGCACUUCGCAGAAACCAACAGUCAAAAACCUUAUGGAGGAUGAAUUGGGAAAAGUAAAGCUGCUGAAGAAAAAUCCAAAUGAUGAGGUUCAGAGAAGAUUAGCGGACCUGGGAAAUGAUGUCUCUCUUGAUAGGAGUUCAGAGCAUACAAAUAAAUCAACAGAUAACUCAUAUCACCAGGCAGGAAUCUCUACGCCUUCAACUCCAUCAAUGGAUUCUGGGGUUUUGAAUUAUGCUGAAGAAUAUGAUCUUGAAUCUGUCCUGGUGAAUUUCCUAGGUGAAAUAUAUAGUUGUCACAAUGAAUGCCCACACAGUGAUUGCAAAAAUAAGAAUGAAUUGUGUCCUUCACUGAAGGCCCUAAUCCAUAAAAAGGUCAAUGAAUUGAAUAAUCUUCCUCGCAAUAUUGGCUGUAGGCAAUCUCAAGAGGGCAAUGAUGAUAAGCUAUCUGACCAGAAUAAUCUUUCUAACACCAUGGCUGCCCAAUCCAAACAAUUCAAGGAUGCAUUGGAAAUACUGGGUUCAAACAAUGAACUUUUCGUGAAGCUGCUUCAGAAGCCAAAUCCACAUAUAGCUGACAGUAUCCAAAAGCAUGAAAACAGUAAGGUAGCUGCUGGAUUAGAGCCCAAUAAAAUUCAUGGACAGACCAAUUUUGUUGGAGGAAGGGGAGGCUCAAAGCAGCAUCCUUUGGCUACAAAAGAGCAGGCUAAAGAGAGAAAAUAUAUGUUCUUCUGGAGGAAGGGUAAAUCAAAUAGAAGGCAGAUGCUUGAGGAAACUGACGCAGCUCAGACUGUUAGCAAAAUUGUUAUUCUGAAGCCAAAUCCAGAAAGAGGGAUUAAUCAGAAAGCAGCUACUGCAAGAACUUUACAUCAACAGCCUUGUACAUCGCAUGCUCCUGAAUGCAGUGGAAGGGAAAACUCAAAGUUUUCAAUUAAGGAAGUCAAGAAAAGAUUCAGAUUUGUGACUGGUGAGAGUAGAAGAGAAAGAAAUUUGGCUCCUGCAGAGGACCUUCAAGGAGACCCACAUAAGCUCAAAGAUUCUGUUAUUGCAAUUAAUAAAGAUUUUAAACAUCUCCCAGAAGGGAGCUUGGCAAACAAGUCUGUGUCAGACAUUAAGAAUGACAUCAAACCUUUCAUCAGCAGUAAGCAAAAGCAGCAAAAUGGGAGCAUAAGCGAAAUCAGUAGCCAUCUAGUAGCACCAAAAGGUGCGUCUAUCUUCUAUGAAGAGGCCAAGAGGCAUUUAACAGAGAUGCUAAAAGAUAAUGACUGUUCUGUAAACUAUCCAGCAGUUCAAAUCUCAAAAUCCUUGGAAGGCAUACUUUCUCUUCCUCAUGCCAAUGUGUCAAGCCCUAGGAGUAGCCUGAGGGGAAAGGAUUACCUUGACCCCUCACCUGGAGAAACAGAUGUUUAUGUUGCAUGUGAGGUUGAGAGAGAAGAAUGCACACAAGAGAGAAGCCAAUCACAAGAGGAUUUAGGAAGCAUUGCUCGCUGUACUAGUGCAGCAGUUGAUGAUCAGGUGACAGUUCGAGAAGGAUAUUACACGAAUGAAGCACAAGAAGGACCAAAACAUGCUCAUGAUGAGCCAGGCAGUCUGUGUAUUGAAGGAAUUGACAAAUUCAUUUGCGGCGAAAACAUUUGCAACGAACAGUCCAUUCCAGCAGAACAAAGCAGAGACGGUGUAUAUCAGGAAAUACUAGAAGAAAUAAAACAAGGAAAAGAACAUGUUAAAAUGUCCCUGACUAAUGCUGAGGGCGUAGUUGAAAAAUUGGGGCAGCAAGAGCCAGAAACACCAGAACCAAGAGCAUCAACCAAAUUAAUCUCAGAUGGUUCUCCUGAACAAAGCGAUGAAAAGCAAGAGAGGCCCAGUCCAGUAUCUGUUCUUGAGUCAUUCUUUGAAGAUAUUAGCAGUCCGGACUGCAUAAAUAAGAAAGAAUGUGAGCUGCAUAGUCUCCAAAGGACCCUGUAUUUUCCAGAUAAUGAACAAGAUGUUCACGUCCUUUGGGAGGACAAGAGUGUCAGGGUGGAUUACAUAAAGUUGGUGCUAGAACUCUCAGAGUUGUGUGCAGAACAAAAUUUAGAGGUAUGGUACCUAGAGGAUGAAUUAAUCAGCCCCUGCUUGUUUGAAGAACUACAGAGUCAGGGUGAUCAAACGGAUGAUCUAAAGCUUCUGUUUGACUGUAUCUGUGAAGCUCUAACAGAGAUCCAAGAGAGAUAUUUUAGACUCUCUUCUUGGCUAACUUUUCUAAAACACGACAUACGGACACCUCCAAUAGGAGAAAACCUCAUCACAGAAGUUGAUAGAUAUGUUUACAGGUAUAUCCAAUAUAGUCUUCCAAGUACUCUAGAGCAGAUAAUUAAGAGGGAUCUGGAAGUGGAGACGUGGAUGAACAUUAGAUCAAAAACUGAAGGGAUUGUUAUGGAGAUCUGGGAGUUUGUAUUGGAUGAGUUGAUAGAUGAGACUGUCUUUGAUUUGUGGAUUUGA
Miscanthus lutarioriparius is the source of this 2700-nucleotide messenger RNA. The record is from the annotation of a GenBank genome assembly. Lineage: Eukaryota; Viridiplantae; Streptophyta; Magnoliopsida; Poales; Poaceae.